GCCUUAGCAGAAUCAUUUUGUGAUAGAAAAAUCAUUAUACUAUGCAUUCUGGAAUCCAUUUAUGUACCGCCUUUUGCUUAUUUGAUUUACUCUUUUUUGCCCAUAUGAGUGAGAUUGUUUAUUUUUGCUGUGACCAAUGCAGACUGAGAACAUUUUGUCUUUGGAGAGGAAACUCUGAAUUUUAUCUACAAUGUCCUAGAAAGCUUGCUUUCUGAGGCAUUUAAGUUUUGAUUCUGGGGCUAAGACAACACCAUCUUUAGGUAUUUCAUUUAGGGAUACAGUUCUCUAGAGUGGUUUUUGGUGCAUGUGGCCACUAAUCCAGUGUCAGAUUUUCAGUUGGUAUACUGCUUAAACUAAAACUAGAGCAUUUACUCUCUAGAUUAGUUUGUCACCUGAAUUCUGCUUCCGAAUUUCAAACCAUCCAGUGGUGUUGAAGACAGCGAUCUCUUGCUGAGCUCAGUUAGUGUAAUGGCCACACAAGGUCACCUAUGUUUAAAUUGAUAUGUUCAGUCUAACAGUUUAAACCCGUGGAAUUCAAAUGGGUGGGCGACUUUGCAACUCUACAUCUUAUGCUGAUUUCCAGCUCAUUCGGUUGGCUGGUGCUGAUUACGUUAUGUUUGUUCAUUUAUAUCGGUUAUUAUCUAGUGGCUGGUCGCAAGCUGCGGCGAAUCACUUAUGAAGCCAAUCCCCUGAUAUAUUUAUUUCUGUGUGUCGAAGACAUAAUGAAAGCAUUGCACUAUUACUGUGCGAGCUUGCUUUAGCACCAAUCUUCAGAUGUAGGAAUUUCUUGGGCGGGACACCAAAUCCAUGUAUGCUUACUGAUUAACCAAUUCUCAAUGCUGGGUUGAUCCUAAAGAGAUACCACUUCCUCGUGAAUUUAUCUUGAAUUGUGACGAAUUUACUCUUGAAUCGCGACCUUUUGGCUCAAUUUUAUUCUAGUUUUGCUGAAGGAGCAAACCCCCUUUUCACCUUGAAUUGGUCCAAAUAUGCGAAAUUUCUUAGUUUUCGCGGAGGACUAGAUCCAAUAACCGGUGGUUUAUGGUUGAGUGAUAUUGCACACCAUUAUUUAACUAUUGCUAUUCUUUUCCUUGUCGUUGGUCAUAUAUAUAGGACCAAUUGGGGGUAUUGGUCAUGGAUUAAAGAUAUAUUUUGGAGGCUCACAAGGGCCCAUAACUUGCUGCGGAAUGAGGUCCACGGCACCGGUUGUCCAACCCCAACACGGCGGCCCCACUACUACUACCUACAGUUCUCUGUGCGGGAAAUGCCGCCCCAGCCCCCAGGCCACCUCGCCUCACGCACGGUCCGGCAACAAAAGUAACUGGGCCGACACGACGCUGCGUAGGACAGACAGGCCUGGCCUGCUGCAAGCAAGAGGGCCAUGCGCCAUUUUUCCUGACUAGGCCCAUUCAUGGAGCGAAAUAGAGAGAGAAGGAAAAAACAAGCGUGACGAGCCAAUCUGGCAACAAAACCACUGAUGAGUACUGAACAAGCAAAAGGGGGGAAACGAAAUCUCGUAUACCGAUCCCAAGAAUCUUGUGCUGGCACUACACAUUGCUACUUCCAUUUUUUCCUGCAAAAUUCAGGGUACAAUACAGUACAGGCUACGCAUCCAGCGGGUGGAUCAUACAGGCGGCGGGGGCAGGUCGAGGAGGAGCCAGAACCCGACGCAGCCGUCGGAGUUGAGGUUCUCCUGGAUGGCCAGGAAGUGGAGGCCGCCGCAGGCCUUCUUGGCCGCCUCCCAGGCCUCCGCCUCCUGCGUCACCGCGGGGGUCUUCUGGUACCCGGAGUAGAUGUACCGCGUCGACACCCCCGCCGACAGGAUCAGGCUCCCCCUGCCCGUGUCCGCCUCCAUCGCGCAGAUCUCCAGACCGUUCAUCCACGCUGAAAAAUGGAGGACAAAGGAAACACAGUGAUGACACGGCCAACUUGCUAGCGCAACUGCAAUUCUUCGACACUAGCAGUACACUUCUGGAAGCAUAAAACAUGUGCGAUCAUCUCAUACGACAUGCCAAAACUUGCCAAGGUUUACGGCAACUGAUCUCUCAAUUGCAUUUGCAUCGCGUAAAGAGAUCAGAGUAACCAACUGGUAUACGAGUACUGCUUAGAAGACUGCGAUUUUCUUUUACUCCAUAUUUACAAGCUACGACUAGAAAUCCUACGGAUCAUCAUCAUUUGUGUUUGCAAUCAGGCACUUAUCAUGAAAAAUCAAAAUUCACUGUCGAUCCACCACAUCAUCUCGAGUGCCUUUGGAGCUUCAGACUGCUUACUAAUUUCAGUGUCUUGACAGCACAUUGUCAUCUUCUACACAAGAAUAAGAAUGUGGCGUAGUGCAAACUUACCAGCUAGAGGCUUGGCGCGAGAUGAUUCCACGGCGACUCCAGGGACCAGCGUGCUGUCCUCGAGCUCGAACCCCAGCAGCUCCAAAUCGAGCCCCGCGCCGAAAGCGUACCUCCUCUCCAGGGAUUCCACCUCAUCUCUUACAGCUGCAGACGAAGCACAAUCACACAUCAACCCAACACAAUCUUGAGGAUGGCUUAAUCAAGGUAGAAAAUCGAACUAACACUCACCGGAGAAGGGCAGCUGCACGAACGCCCACUUGUCGCCGACGAGGUUCUCGGGUAGCGUGGUGGGGAACGGGUUGUCGAGCGCGAGCAGCGGCCUGGUGCCGGCCUGGAACCCCGGGUGGCGGCUGUACACGGCCUCGUACCGCUCCUCCAGCCACAGCAGCAGCGACACGCACCGCCGGCUCGGCACGGCCUUCACGCCGAGCUCGCCGCAGGCGCGGGUGAUGAUGGUCUGCAUCUGCGACCGGAAGAAGCGCACGCGGUCGGGCACCGGCACGCCCAGCGCCUCUGGCACGGCGGCCAGCGCGUCGCGGAGCGUGACGCUGUUGAUGGCGUUGUUGGGGAAGUAGCGGGUGAACUGGAGCGACAGCGUGGCGUCGCAGACCACGAGCUCCCACACCUUCUUGCCGCGCGCGUCCAGGAUGGGCCGCGAGCAGAAGUCCAGCUCCCACUCCCGGAUCGCCGCCGGGUCCGCGUCGGGGUCCAGGUAGCACACCUCCGCCUUCGGGUCCACCUCCUCCUCCUCCUCCGCCUCCUCGUCGACGGACUUCUCGGGGUCCUCCUCUUCUUCGGCGGUGUCGGCCGCCGCGGAGGCGGCGGUGGAGCUCUCGGAGGAGAUGGACCGGCACCGGCACGGCCGCGGCGACGGGCAGGCCGGAACAAUCACGCGUUGGCGACCGUGUGGGAGGGGCCGCGCGGAGAGGGAGACCGAGGUGGGUCGCCCUGGAGAGUUAGGGAGCGGGAGGCUCCGGCGCAGAGCGAGGCCAUGGCCGGCGACGAUGGCGGUGGCGGUCGUCAUGCCGCGCGCGGGCGCCCACGGCCACACGCAGAAGCUAAGCUAACGUUGCUGGUGCCUGGUGGCCUCGCGGCGCGUCGCGGCGUGCCAAUUCACCCACCACCCAGUGUGUGAUCGAUCUCUCUCUUCCGUUUGGGCGAUGGGCCGGCCCAAGCCCACGAAGAAGCCGAACAGGAUAACGACGACCUCGUGUAACGGAAAAGGAGAAAAACUAGAGGGUGGAAGACGGCGGUGUCCGGAGUCCAUAGAAAUAGGAGAGGAGGGGAGAAGGGGAGGAGGAGGCGGCGGGUAGCAGCAAGAAUGGCGUGCUCCACCAGCCUCUGCUUCUCGUCGACGAUUCCGUCUCCAGCCUCUUGCUCUUCCGGCUCCUCCCGCCUUCUCUCGAUCCGGCAAGUGUCCUCUGCCCCGUCCUUGUUCAGAUCGACAAUUCAAUACAAGCAACGGGGGCAUACAUUACACCGGAGAAGCCACAUGCUGGCCUUUGCUAGUGCAGAUGCACCACAAGGCAAAAGAAGCUCAGGUGAAAAUGUUGUGAUGGUUGAUCCACUGGAAGCUAAGCGUCUAGCUGCUAAACAGAUGCAAGAAAUCAGGGCCAAAGAAAAGCUGAAGAAGCAACGUCAAGCAGAAGCGAUUAAUGGUGCAUUGGCAAUGAUAGGACUGACUGUUGGAUUAGUAGUGGAAGGUCGGACAGGAAAGGGUAUCUUGGGGCAGCUGGCUGGAUAUUUGGCGGCUAUUUCUAGUUUAUUUGAGCAAUAGAGGAUCAUGAUUGGAGAUUUCUUUUUCACGUUCCUUGGCCAAGAGAGCUCUUGUCUGAAUCUUAUUUGUUGGAUCCAUCCAAUUUUUUGGGUAAUUAAUCUUAGCUGGCUGUGCAAUAACACAACCAGAUUUGUAUAUUUAUCAAGUACUAUAUCAUGGGCUGAACAUUAAUAUACAGUGUAACAGAUUUAUUCGAUGUACCCCAACAAUUUCUGAUGAUUAUUUGUGUUUAGUUGGUGAAAAAGUUUGAAUUUUA
This is a messenger RNA of Panicum virgatum (switchgrass), 4372 nucleotides long. RefSeq lists its product as uncharacterized. The transcript is spliced from 5 exons. The record is from RefSeq and is a predicted model, not a curated record. Gene Ontology annotation, cellular component: chloroplast thylakoid membrane. The coding region runs from base 3661 to 4116 and encodes 151 amino acids. Lineage: Eukaryota; Viridiplantae; Streptophyta; Magnoliopsida; Poales; Poaceae.